Lathyrus sativus (Indian pea) is the source of this 1152-nucleotide messenger RNA. NCBI's taxonomy places the organism in Eukaryota, Viridiplantae, Streptophyta, Magnoliopsida, Fabales, Fabaceae. The record is from the annotation of a GenBank genome assembly.
AUGACGGCGACGACAAAACGAGGGAGCGAGCGGCCGAAAUCCACGGUGCCACCGUCACCGGAGAAUCUUGCUAAUGUGAAGACUCUUGAGGAAGAACCAAGCACUACCCCUACAUUGAACAAAGAUGGUACAAACAUUGGGAAGCUCGCGAAAGAUACCACGGAAACCCUAACAGAAUCACCACAAGCAAAAUCGGACGAGCAAAAGUUAUGGGUUGACAUCAUUAGUGACUAUCGAAACCCUGCUAAGGGUUUAUCAAUGGAAUAUGUUGCACCAAAGGUAAUUAAUGGAGUGAUUGAAAUUGAUAUUGAACAGGAAGACAUUGAAACAGAGCUACGGUUUUGGGAUAACGCCCCAAUUCUAUAUGUUGUGGGAGAUGAUUUGAGUAUGAACACGGUGAAGAAUUUUAUGCAAAGAAUGUGGAACUUCAUCAAAAUACCAGAUCUUUAUUACCAUGAUGACGGGUAUUUUCUGCUACGAUUUAACUCACAGGAAGACAAGGAAGCUGUCAUCAUGAGAGGCCCUUACACGAUUAGAAAUAUGCCCAUGAUACUGAAAGAAUGGCAAUUUGGUUUCAAGCUGAAAAAGGAUCUACUUAGAACACUACCAAUAUGGACCAAAUUACCUCAACUUCCCCUACAUCUUUGGGGAGCAAAAAGUCUUAGUAAAAUUGGAAGUGCCAUUGGCAAACCACUAGUGACUAAUGAAUGCAGAGCGAACAAGUUGUGUGUCUCAUAUGCAAGAAUAUUGAUUGAAGUGGAUAUUACACAACCAUUGAUUGAUGAGAUAACCAUUAGGAAUGUUGCAGGAGACAUCAUAAUGCAGCCUGUUCAACAUGAAUGGCGACCAAAAUUCUGUGAGACAUGUCAAAAAUUGGGGCAUAACUGUGAAGACAGAGGCAAGACUCAAAAAUGGAUACCAAAACCCAAGCCAAUGGAACCAACCACAAACAUCACACCUACUAAACAACCAGCAGGAGGAGAGACAAAUGGUGAAGAUGGAGCAUCUUGGACAAGGGUGAGAAAAUCUGCACGGGAUAAGGGCAAAAACAUACUGACUGAUACAACAAACAAUAUCAAUUGUGCCAAUGGUUUUGAAACACUUGAGGUUUUGAAUGACCAUCAAGUGAUCACAAACCUUGAACCAUGUUAG